AUGGCAAUCAGGGACCCAACAUCACCACCCACGCCACCACCUCUCCCACCUUCACACACUAUCUCUCUCGUCCAACCCUCCCACAAAAACAAACACAAACACAAACCCAAAGUCGUUCGCCUCUUCCGCUCCGUUUUCCGCUCCUUACCCAUCAUAAACCCCGUUUGCAAGUUCCCAACGCUCCCCCCCAACGGUUACCACAAGACCCUUAACGCCGUCAACAACGGCAAAAGAGUCUCCGGCACCUUGUUCGGUUACCGCAAAGGACGCGUUAGCCUCUCCGUUCAAGAAUCCCCGAGGUGCCUUCCUUCGUUGGUGGUUGAGUUAUCCAUGCAAACAAGCAUUUUGCAGAAGGAGAUAGCGGCGGGGAUGGUCAGAAUCGCGCUUGAAUGUGAAAAAAGGGAAGAGAAGGAGAAGACGAGGGUAGUUGAGGAACCGUUAUGGACGAUGUAUUGUAAUGGGAAGAAAAGUGGGUAUGGUGUGAAGAGAGAAGCGACGGAAGAGGACCUUUAUGUGAUGGAGCUUCUGAAGGCUGUGUCAAUGGGUGCUGGCGUGAUUCCGUUGAGAUCAGUUGAUGAUGUAGAUGGAGGAGAUUUGGCUUAUAUGCGAGCUCCUUUUGAGCAUGUUGUGGGGUCUAAGGAUUCUGAGACUCUUUAUAUGUUGAGCCCCGAGGGAAAUACUGGGCCUGAUCUUACUAUAUUUUUUGUCAGGAUUUAA
This is a messenger RNA of Abrus precatorius (Indian licorice), 717 nucleotides long. RefSeq names its product protein MIZU-KUSSEI 1. Bases 1 to 717 code for a protein of 238 amino acids. NCBI's taxonomy places the organism in Eukaryota, Viridiplantae, Streptophyta, Magnoliopsida, Fabales, Fabaceae. The record is from RefSeq and is a predicted model, not a curated record. The transcript has a single exon. Gene Ontology annotation, biological process: hydrotropism.